Molecule: messenger RNA, 794 nt
Organism: Cokeromyces recurvatus
Lineage: Eukaryota; Fungi; Mucoromycota; Mucoromycetes; Mucorales; Mucoraceae
Exons: 1
Coding region: 298-531 (77 amino acids)
Source: RefSeq, a predicted model, not a curated record
UUUGCUUACACCAGGUUGCUGCCGUACUUUCAAUUCUCCGGGGAGAGGGAGGAAGGGGAAAAAAAAUAAAAAUAAAAAUGAAUUCACGAUAAUUUCAUUUGUCCAAGAUUCCUCUUUAGGGAAAAUAAAAAAAGAUGUAUUCCUCUAGUCACCCACUAAAGACGCUCCUUUCACUCUACUUGAUCUUUUAUUCCUUCAAGUUAAGUUAAUUGAAAGAUGGUCAGAUCAUUAUUACUCUAAAUAUCUUUUAGCUUGUCGUGACACCUUGAUAAUUGGGUCCUAUACGACGAAUUACCAAUGACGAACCAAGAGCGUAGCUACCUUAUUCGUUGGCCAUCCAUAUGCUCCAUCUUUCAUGAAAUGGACUAUCAGACUCACUCUUUUGUUCCUUCUCCUCCUCUCUUGGUCAUCUCAAUAAAAUCAUUUCUGAUCUUUUUUACAUGUUCUUAUCCCGAUUACAUAUAUCUGUAUCUACUCCUAACUUUUGUUUUUAUCUUUUUGUCUACAAAGGCCUUUUUUUUUUCUUCUUGAACUAAUUAGGGCAAACCAGCUUCUAUAACUUUAUACUAAAAUUUAAUUUUAAUUGUAUCAAAGAUCAUGAUAUUAUGUAAUUAUCUCGAAUUUAGAACAAGUCAUAUUACCCAAAUUAAAAAAAGUCUAGAAUAAUUCAGGAUUUGGGUAAAAAUUCCGUCUAAAAGUAUCCCAAGGAUACAAACUUAACUAUUUAUAACAAUGACCAAAAGAAAAAAUAUUAUUUUUCAUAUCUGAUUCUAGGAACAGAAAAAAAAAAAAAA